AUGGUUUUAUUGUUACCAAAAUUUUUGAUAAUUUUUAUAUCAACAAUUGCUUUAUUAAUAACAAUAACAGUAGUAUCAUUAUUGUCUCUUCCAAAGCUUGGAUUAAUACCAGAAAAGAAACAACUUACCGGAUAUUUUUUACACAUUACAGAUUUUCACCCUGAUGCUUAUUAUGAACCAAAUGCUAUAGUAAAAUCAAGAUGCCAUCAAAGAUUAUCAGAGCUUAAAAGACCUGUUUAUAUGAAAAAAGGUAUUUCUGGUCCUUGGGGUGCUGAAGCGACCAUAUGUGAUUCUCCGAUCAGUUUAAUUAAUGCUACUUUUGAGUGGUUGGAAAAAAAUUGGAAAAAUAAGUUGGAUUUUGUUAUUUGGACUGGUGAUAAUUCCAGACAUGAUAAUGAUAAUAAUAUUCCACGUACACCAAAAGAAAUGUAUGAUUCAAAUCAAUUCAUAACAAAUAAAUUUCUUGAAACUUUUACAAAAACUACAUAUACAAAAAAACAUCACCCUCGUCUUAAAACUAUACCAAUAGUUCCUUCCAUUGGCAAUAAUGAUCUUAAUCCAAAUAAUAUUAUUCCUCGUGGCCCAAAUGACAUCCUCACAAAUCUUCACGGAACUUGGUCGCAAUUCAUACCAAAAGGUCAACAUCAACAUUUCCUUAGAGGAGGAUAUUUCUAUACUGAAGUUAUACCUGGAAAACUUAUUGUUGUCUCUUUAAAUACCUUGUAUUUUUAUAAAUCAAAUACUGCCAUUAAUGGUUGUAAAGUUAGGACUCAACCUGGCACUAUUCAAUUUAGAUGGUUGAACAAAGUUCUUAAAAAAGCUAGAAAACAUGGGUUGAAAGUUUAUUUAACAGGCCAUAUCGCACCAAGAAGAAAUCAAUACAUACUAACAUGUUAUAAAAAAUAUGGAAAAUUGGCAAUUAAAUAUCAUGACCUUAUUCUGGGUCAUUAUUAUGGACAUUCAAACAUGGAUCAUUUCUUUUUUAUUGGCUCUAAAAAUAAUAGUGGUGAUUCAUCUAUUUUAUCACACAAAUCACAAACAACCAAUCAAUUGAAUUUCCAAUCAUCACAAACAAAUAUUAAUGAUGAUGAAAACAAACAAUUUCAUACUAAAGUUUAUAAUGUUGACAACUCACCUGCACAUUCAAAUACAUUUCUAACCCCGUUAGGUUACACACAAUAUUUCAUUAAUCUUACAGAAGCCAACCAAUAUCCAAAUAUCACACCAGAAUUUAAAAUCGAAUAUACUACUUGGGAUGAUUAUAAUAUGAAAGACUUGACUGUUCCAAGCUGGAUUCACUUGGCCAGAAAGGUUGCUAACCAAGGCCUAAAAGGUUCAAUAUGGGAAAAAAUUAGGGAACAUUUGAUGGUUGGUGCAAGGUCAAUAAUUGAGCAACAUAAAUCAAAAUGUAAUCAUUCUAGAUGCAUAUCUAAAG
Molecule: messenger RNA, 1435 nt
Organism: Entrophospora candida
Lineage: Eukaryota; Fungi; Glomeromycota; Glomeromycetes; Entrophosporales; Entrophosporaceae
Source: the annotation of a GenBank genome assembly